AUGGCGGAUGCCCAGGGCAACCACACAAAGCCAAUCCCGGCCUUCUAUUGUUGCUAUCUACUUCGGUCCACCGUGAAGCCGAAGUCGAUGUACAUUGGCUCGACACCUCAUCCUGCUCGGCGUCUCGCCCAGCAUAAUGGUCUCGCCAAAGGAGGCGCGCGCAAAACCGCAAAUGACAAGAGACCCUGGGAAAUGGUUGUCAUCGUCGAGGGAUUCACAAGCCGCAUUGCUGCGCUGCAGUUUGAAUGGGCGUGGCAGCACCAGAAAAAUUCUCGCCACCAUGUUGACUCGGACGACGAGAAGGCCAAAACUUCGUCCAAGGGUGGUCUCGACUCUGGCAAAACAACGAAGGUCCGCCGCUCCCAUGUUCUCAAAGUAUCGCUGAGCGCUCGUUUGGGCACCCUGCAUACACUGCUUCGAUCAAAUCUUUUUUCAGGCUGGCCUCUUAAGGUCCGAUACUUUGCUGCCGACGUCUACAAGGCGUGGCAAGGCUGGUGUGACCGUGUAGAUGGUUUUCUGCCAGACCAUGUGGCGGUCAUCCCCGACGGCGAUUGCCCUGAGGCGUACAGGCCGCAUAACUCCAGUGACCCCAGAGUAGGAGCCAUCCAUUGCAUCAAGCCUGAUUACAAGCGAUUUCAAGAUUAUGCGGAGAAGGCGGCAGUUCUACUUAAUAAUCCCGGGAUCCUAUGCAAAAUCUGUGAGCUAUCGGUCGUUCCGGACACUGAAAUGGUGGUUGUUUGUUCAGAAACUAAAUGCGACUGCGUCACUCAUCUAACGUGUCUAUCAAAUCAAUUUCUAGAUUCUGCUAAUGACCCGGACCUUUUGGUGCCCCGUUCUGGUCCAUGUCCCGCAUGCUACAAAACUGUCCAAUGGCCUUUAAUGAUGCAAGAAUUGACCCUUCGGAAACGCGGUGGAAACCAAUGGCAGAAGAUUCUCCCAAAGAAGAAAAAAGAAACGAAAAGAACCAAUACCGCUGCCAAGCCGAGGACCAAAAAAGGCCAGAGAGCCGCCAGUGAAUGUUUGCCUGGAGCGACUGAACCCGCAGAUCAUCAGGCAAAUGACGACUUAGAUGAAGAUGCGCAGGAUGAUGUGUCCUUAGAUGAGAACUGGAGUGAUCUUCUAGACUUCGAAUCGGAUUCCGAGCGUGAAGAUCCGCCUGGAUCCCAGCAGGUAUCUGAAAGGGUCGAAAUAGUCAUCAAAGAUAGCGACGAUGAUGAGGAAGAGGUCUUCGCAUGA
This is a messenger RNA of Aspergillus steynii IBT 23096, 1236 nucleotides long. RefSeq names its product structure-specific endonuclease subunit SLX1. The record is from RefSeq and is a predicted model, not a curated record. Gene Ontology annotation, cellular component: Slx1-Slx4 complex. The transcript has 2 exons. Gene Ontology annotation, biological process: double-strand break repair via homologous recombination. NCBI's taxonomy places the organism in Eukaryota, Fungi, Ascomycota, Eurotiomycetes, Eurotiales, Aspergillaceae. Gene Ontology annotation, molecular function: crossover junction DNA endonuclease activity; 5'-flap endonuclease activity. The coding region runs from base 1 to 1236 and encodes 411 amino acids.